UUGGGCACCGAAAAGCCUCCUGUUAUUUCUUCCUUUUUUACUACGAAGCUGAAGUUGACAGGAGUGGCCGUCCGUCGUGAGCGCAUUUUGUUUUGAUGCUCCGGAGGAGGAAAUCUCUCUCUCUCUCUCUGUCUCUCUCUCUCUCUCUCUCUCUCGAUCGCUCGCUCGGGGGCUUUAAACUAGUGUCUCCUGCGUGGCAUGCGCGCGCGCGCUCGGGGCCACUGGGGUAUUUUUGACGCCUUGUUGUUUUGGUGGACCAAGAGGAAACUAAACUGGACUUUCUACUUUUUUUAUUGUGCGUGUAUGCGUGUAAUAUUUUCAAAAUUUCCCAAGCUGUAAAACCACCAGCAGCAGCAUGUCUAACGUGCGCCUGUCGAACGGCAGCCCGACCCUGGAGAGGAUGGACGCGACGCGGCUGGCGGAUCAGCAGCCCAAGCCGUCAGCGUGCAGGACUCUGUUCGGUCCGGUGGAUCACGAGGAGUUAAAGAGGGAGUUAACGGGCCACCUGAGGGCGAUGGAAGAGGCGGCGGCGGAGAGCUGGGGCUUCGACUUCUCCACACACACUCCGCGGCCCAACGCCAGGUUCAUCUGGAGGCUGAGCCGGGACUUGCCGAGCUUUUACAGCGGCGCGGCGGAGCAGCCGAGCGGGAAUCAUAACGCAGUGGAGCUAAACUGUGGACUUACCGAGGGGAAAGAGGACAGAGCCGAGAAACAAACCGACAGGACGGACAAGAGGAGAAGACAGCCCGCGUGUGUCGACUCGUCGAGUCCAAAUAAACGCCCGCGCACCUGUUCAGAAGAAACUCCUCACACACCGAAGAAAUGCAGUCCGCCGAGACACACGUAAACACCGCGGAGAGCUGAGGAAGUUCUCUCGCUCCUGACGGCUUCAGUGCUUGGCAAAUGAAAAUGCACGGAGUGAAGAAUGAUAGAAAAGGAAAGGCUUAUCUAUCGGUGUAAAGAGCAGGGAGACUGGACAAGCACUGAAACAAACAUUGUGGCACUAAAAAAAAAAAAUCAACUGCCUCAAAAGCAGUCUAUGUAGCAGUGUGCAAUUAGGUUUAAUCUCCUUUUGUGCUCAUUUUUUUUUCUUGCUACCUGUGUACAUAUUUUUAUUUUGUAUGUAGCACAUAAUACAUUAUGUUUUUUGUUAUUACUUGUUUAUUUUGGACUAGGUGAAUUCCAAUUGACUUGAAGAGCUGCAAUUUAAGGGGUUUCAUUUUUUUUUUUUAAUAAUUCUUUUUCCCCAGAAUACUGUUACUUUUGUGUGUUUUUUUUUUUUUUUUUUUUUUUUUUUUCCUCUAAGGUGGUGUAGCCUAUUUUACAUUGCUUUUUACAAAUAAUUUUUUUUGUUGUUGUUUUUCUUCUGUCACUGAAACCCACUGGAGAGUCCAUACAUGCUCAAACAGCUGUGCACACCUACAGCACUCGGGUGCUACAUGGUACAUAAAUCACUUGGUCUUGUGUAGAUCAGUGUGCUUCUAGCCUCUCUGGUUGCUCUCUUCUAAAGAAAACCUCAUAGAAACUGUACUCUCUGUAGAUAACGCAGAGCUCAUCUAAAAUUGCUAGCUAAUCUAAAUUAUUAUUACAUGUAACUUAUAUCUCUGAUUUUGAUUAGGACAGCUGACCGAUAAUGUUCAGUUAUAGACAAGGUCAAACCACGUAGCAUCAACCAGUAUUAUCACCAUGUGAGGCACUUACUGAAAGACUAGUGUCCUUCACUCAUUUAUAAAUUAUUCUUUAUGUAUCUUUUAUUUCUUUUUAAAUGAAAUUUUCUACUGAUGGCCUUAUUUUAAUUUUCCUGUUUCAUUUCACUAAGUUUUACUCCAGCACUCCUUCACAUUUUGUGUAAUAUCAGAAAUCUCUCUCAGCUGUAUGCACCUACACUCCCAUUUGAUUCUGUGGUUAAUGAUGACACAUAAUGUUAUUUAUAGAAAAGAAAGUAUAAAUUAAUAUUUCAGUAGACUACACAGCCUGUGUAUUUGUUUAAACUUUGAAGCAUACCUGUGUACAUAACUUUGUAAAAACACUGAGAAAAUUAAAACUAACUUAUUUAUGUUUUUUUUUUCUUUUUUUUUUUUUUUGUUUAAAAUGUUUGGUUAUAAUUAUCCAAAGUCCAAAGUGGCAUUUGAGUUAUUUUUUAAAAUGUAAAAAAAAAAAAUAUUUUAACAAAUUGUUGUGUAAGGUUGCAAACUGAGCCUGAUAAAAGAAAAAGGAAGAAAAACUAAAUAUUUCGGUAUGUGCAGUUUUUGUUAUGAGUGGUUAAACAAUGUGCUGAAAUCAAUUAAAAGAGAAUUAAAUUAUAA
Molecule: messenger RNA, 2306 nt
Organism: Clarias gariepinus (North African catfish)
Lineage: Eukaryota; Metazoa; Chordata; Actinopteri; Siluriformes; Clariidae
Gene: cdkn1bb
Product: cyclin-dependent kinase inhibitor 1Bb
Exons: 3
Coding region: 356-847 (163 amino acids)
Biological process (GO): G1/S transition of mitotic cell cycle; regulation of cell cycle; negative regulation of cell population proliferation
Cellular component (GO): nucleus; cytoplasm
Molecular function (GO): protein-folding chaperone binding; cyclin-dependent protein serine/threonine kinase inhibitor activity
Source: RefSeq, a predicted model, not a curated record